GUGUUUGUAACUUCAUUCUUACCUUUUUACCACCACCUCAUCGCUAUGCCAGUCGCCGUAUCACCAGCACCGACACCCUCAGUAGGCUUGAAGGCUUACUACCAAGCCAAGAUUGAAGCGGCGGAAAUAGAGAUCAACCAGAAGACCCAGAACUUACGUCGUUUGGAGGCUCAGCGAAAUGCACUGAAUGCGAGAGUACGAUUACUUCGGGAGGAGUUGCAGCUAUUGCAUGAACCUGGUAGUUAUGUCGGUGAAGUGGUGAAACCCAUGGGCAAGAACAAGGUUCUUGUCAAGGUUCAGCCGGAGGGGAAAUACAUUGUCGACUUUGACUCAGAUAUCGACGUCAACAAACUGACACCUUCACUCCGUGUCGCACUUCGUUCGGAUUCGUACACAAUCCACAAGAUUCUUCCUAACAAGGUGGACCCUCUUGUCUCACUCAUGAUGGUUGAGAAGGUGCCAGAUAGCACGUACGAAAUGGUUGGAGGUCUCGACAAGCAGAUCAAGGAGAUCAAGGAGGUCAUCGAAUUGCCUGUCAAGCACCCGGAACUCUUUGAAUCACUAGGCAUUGCACAACCAAAGGGUGUCCUGUUAUACGGCCCUCCUGGUACUGGUAAAACUCUACUUGCACGAGCUGUUGCACAUCAUACGGACUGCAAGUUUAUCAGGGUUUCCGGUUCUGAGCUCGUUCAGAAGUACAUUGGAGAAGGUAGCCGGAUGGUCCGAGAGUUGUUCGUUAUGGCGAGAGAACAUGCACCAAGUAUCAUUUUCAUGGACGAGAUUGAUUCGAUAGGCAGUUCACGAGGAGAGAGUGGAACAGGAGGUGGCGAUUCCGAGGUGCAGCGGACGAUGUUGGAGCUCCUGAAUCAGCUUGACGGUUUUGAGCCUACGAAGAAUAUCAAGGUUAUCAUGGCCACGAACCGAAUAGAUAUCCUCGACUCGGCCCUCCUCCGACCAGGUCGUAUCGAUCGUAAGAUCGAGUUCCCUCCUCCAGGCCCUGAAGCUCGUGUUGCUAUUCUUCGUAUCCACUCACGCAAGGUAAGCACGUUUAUUCUAAGAAUCUCCUCGGCAAUUACUCAUCUGAGAUUUGGUCAACGUUCACAGAUGUCCUUGCAACGUGGUAUUAAUCUUCGCUCGCUCGCUGAGAAAAUGGGCCAAUGUUCUGGAGCUGAAGUUCGUGGUAUCUGCACUGAAGCCGGUAUGUACGCGCUCCGUGAACGCAGGCAGCAUGUUACACAGGAGGACUUUGAGUUUGCGGUGGCGAAGGUUCGUGCUAUCAGUCGUUGUUCUAUGGGAAAACUAAACGAAUGCGUGUUCUAUGUAGGUCUUGAAGAAGAACCAGGAAGGAAACACGUCCGUUAACAGACUGUUCUUAUGAGUUACUGCUCUUCUGUAUCUUACGCAUUCGUAUUUUCCGCAUUGUUUUCUUUGGACGUUUGUAUUGGACUGAACAUUCCUCAAUUUUGACAACAUGACAGUUCUGUUCUGAUC
Molecule: messenger RNA, 1491 nt
Organism: Somion occarium
Lineage: Eukaryota; Fungi; Basidiomycota; Agaricomycetes; Polyporales; Cerrenaceae
Source: the annotation of a GenBank genome assembly